Molecule: messenger RNA, 675 nt
Organism: Microthlaspi erraticum
Lineage: Eukaryota; Viridiplantae; Streptophyta; Magnoliopsida; Brassicales; Brassicaceae
Source: the annotation of a GenBank genome assembly
AUGGCAGCUUCUUCUCCAUCUCUCCUUCUUCUACCACUAGUUUCAGCAACUAGAAAUGAUCUAACCAUCAAGAAUCCAAAUACGUCAAGAUAUAUAGCUACAAGAGUCAUAGCUUCAGAAACAAGAGUCAGAAUCUGUAAAACCAGUGAUCUUUGUAGCCGUAGAGACGCAAUGGUGUUGCUACUCGGAGUGUCAGGCUUCUCAAUGAACUCGCUUGCUGCUUACGCAGCCGGUUUGCCUCCAGAGGAUAAACCGAGACUCUGUGAAGCCGAAUGCGAGAAAGAGCUUGAAAAUGUUCCAGUGGUAACCACAGAGUCAGGGCUUCAGUAUAAAGAUAUCAAAGUCGGUAGAGGCCCGAGUCCUCCGGUUGGUUAUCAGGUUGCUGCUAAUUAUGUGGCUAUGGUUCCUUCAGGGCAAAUUUUCGACAGUUCUCUGGAGAAAGGUCUUCCAUAUCUGUUUCGUGUUGGGUCUGGCCAGGUGAUCAAGGGGCUUGAUGAAGGAAUCUUGAGCAUGAAAGCUGGUGGCAAACGCAGACUCUACAUUCCAGGGCCUUUGGCGUUUCCAAAAGGUCUAGUCUCAGCUCCAGGGAGGCCUAGAGUUGCACCAAACAGUCCAGUGGUGUUUGAUGUGAGCUUAGAGUACAUACCAGGCCUCGAGUUUGACGAAGAAGAGUGA